UUUUAUUAAAAUUAUGUUUUUGAAAGCUAGCAUAGAAAGGAUUUUAACUGAUGCUGGUACUAGACGAAAAGAAAAUGUUGAAUUGAGAAAAGCUUGUGAAGAGUCUCUCGAGCAACUUAAUGCAGAAUUACAGACUUUUGGACAGCAACAAACAGAAAAUGGAACGGGGCCGUCUUGUGCUAUUUUGCCCAAUGGAAAUAAUAUUUUUUUGGCUGACCGGUAUUUUCCUCCUUUUGAAUUGGCAUGCCAAAGUAAAUCCUCCAAAAUUGUUAUAAAUGCUUUGGAUUCACUUCAGAAAUUAAUUUCCUAUGGCCAUUUAAUUGGUAAUCAACCAGACAGUGAUAAUCCUGAACAAUUACUUAUUGAUAGAGUUGUUCAAGCUAUUUGUGCUCCAUUCCAAGGUCCCCACACUGACGACGCCGUUCAACUUCAAAUAAUUAAGGGAAUUCUUGCAUUAAUUCUCAACCAGACUUGUCGAAUCCACGAAAGUUCUUUAUUGCUUGCUGUGCGUACUUGCUUUAAUAUUUAUUUGGCUAGCAAAAGUCCAAUUAAUCAAUCAACUGCAAAGGGUAUUUUGACACAAACAAUUAAUUAUGUUUUUACAAAUAUGGAGAGAAAUGUUGUGGACACUGUUGUUAUUCCUUUUGAUGAAAAUUCGGUUGUAAAGGAUGUUCUCGAUUCUGUAGUUUAUCAAGUUAGUACAUCACUCGAUUCUUGUCAAUAUGAGAAUGGGGAACAGGAUUUAAAGUCAACAAAUAUCGAUUUUAACGAGCCUCUCAGUCCAAAUGAACAAAAUAUAAUUUUAAAUGGUUCGAUUCAUUCAUCUUCCCCAAGUUAUUAUUAUGGAAUGAAUGGGUCUAGUGAAAAUACUACAGAUUUAAAUGUUACAACAAAUGGGGGAACUCCUAGACAAUUACAACAACAAAAAUUAGAAUUUAAUUCAAUUGAAGAAAAAGAUGCUUUUUUAAUUUUUAGAGCACUUUGUAAACUUUCAAUGAAACAUUUGCCUGAUGAACAAGAUCCAAGAAGUCAUGAACUUCGUUCAAAAAUUCUUUCACUUGAAAUGAUUUUGCUUGUAAUGGAGCAUAUAAAUGGUCAACCAUUACCUGAUCACCACAGUUUUGUUUAUGCAAUUCGGCAUUUUUUGUGUGUCGCUUUAACACAAAAUGCUGUUUCUCCAACAAUUACAGUCUUCGAAAAAGCACUUUCAAUAAUUGUUCAAUUAAUAAAUAAAUGGAAAUCCCAUUUAAAAAAGCAAUUGGAAGUAUUUUUUAAAGAGAUUUUACUUUCAAUUCUUGAAAGUCCUUCAAGUUCGUUUGAACAUAAAUGGGCAGUUUUAAAUGCUUUGAGUAAAAUUUUUGACGACUCACAAAGUGUAGUGGAUAUUUAUGUUAAUUAUGAUUGUCAUAUGACUUCUGCUAAUAUUUUUGAAGAAUUGAUUUCUCAUUUGGCUAAAAUUGCUUCAAGCUAUUCUUCGGACCCUUCAUCUCCCACACAUGGUCAACAAAUUGCAAAAGAUCGUGAGAAACGGAUGCGUGAAUUGGCGUUGAAAUGUUUAGUUAAGGCUUUAAAAUGUCUGGUUGCCUGGUAUGAAGAUAUGGAAAUUGGGAAGGAAGUAUCUAUUCAAUAUCCAGCAGAAGAACAACAACAGCCUCUUCAACUUUUUAGUGAAGGAAACGCUGCUGAUGUUAAUCAAAUUGUUCAGGUCAAACAACAAAAAAGCCUUAUCGAAUCAGGCAUUGAUUUAUUCGCUAAAAAGCCAGCUCAAGGCCUCACAUUUUUACACUCAAAAGGCUUCAUUGGCACCGAACCAGAAGAUAUAGCAGCAUUUUUUCAUGCUGAGGAACGUUUGGAUAAGUCAGUUAUUGGCGAUUAUCUCGGUGAUGGAGAUUCUUUUAACCAAAAAGUUAUGUAUUCUUAUGUUGAUACUUUUGAUUUUUCUGGUGUUAAUAUUGUUCAAGCUUUGCGUACUUUGCUCAAUAAAUUUAGACUUCCCGGUGAGGCUCAAAAAAUUGAUAGAAUAAUGGAAAAAUUUGCUAGCAGAUAUUGUGAAUGUAACCCUCAAUUAAAAAUUUUCGCUUCUGCUGACACUGCCUAUGUUCUCAGCUAUUCAAUAAUUAUGCUCACUACAGAUUUACACAAUCCACAAGUAAAACGUAAAAUGCUUAAAGAAGAAUAUAUUCGAAUGAAUAGAGGAAUAAAUGGACAGGAUGACUUACCUGACGAAUUUUUAUCUAAAAUAUAUGAUGAUAUUUCUGCAAAUGAAAUAAAAACUAAACCGGGGAAUUUGAAAAGACCAAAACUUAACUCUGAAACAGCAACAAUUAGACAAAGAAAAAUGUUUCAAAAUUUGGAAUUGGAAUCUAUUUCUCAAGUAGCCCAUUCUCUUAUGGAGGCGGCGACAUUUACUCAUGUUGAAUUUACUACAGCCAAACAUUUUGAGCAAGUUCAGUUAAUGUUUGAGCUUAUUUGGUCUUUCUGUCUGGCCGCCUUCAGUAUUGGCCUCCAAUCUUCUGAAGACCCUGCAAUAUGGCGGUGUUGUCUUCAAGGAUUUUCUGAAGGUGUUCGAGUCGCUUGUCUUUUCAGACUAAAAGUGCAACGUGAGGCUUUCGUCCAAGCACUCACAAAAUUCACACUUUUGACUGCAAACAGCUCUCUCUCAGAAAUGCGACCAAAAAAUGUGGAAACAAUAAAGCUUUUAAUCCAAAUUGGUGUUGAGAAUGGAAAUUAUUUAGAGCAAUGCUGGUACGAUGUUCUAAAAUGUAUAAGUCAACUUGAACUUGUUCAAUCAAUCAGCACGGGCAACCAUGAAAAAUACCCUAUUCAAUGGCACAGAGACCCAAUCAAGCAUCCAAUAGUUUAUUUGGAAGAUCAAUUAAAUGACCAAAUUCAAAACUUCAUUUUCAUUAAAGACAAUGUAAAAAGCCUGUUCAAUAUUCGAGAAAAGUCCAUUCAUGCUGUUCAGAGUUGUUUAGAUGAAACUUCUUCUCAAGAUGUUGUUGUGGCAAUUGACAGAAUAUUCCAAGACUCUUCUAAAUUAACUGGAGAUGCAAUUAUUCAAUUUGUGCGUGCUCUCUGUCAAGUUUCACUCGAAGAAUUAUGUAGCCCUGGGGGUCCAAGCAUGUUUAUGUUACAAAAAAUUGUUGAAAUUUCCUUCUAUAAUAUGAACAGAAUUCGAAUAGAAUGGUCGAUGAUUUGGAACGUUUUGGGAGAACACUUUAAUUUGGCUGGAUGUUCUUCUAAUGGAAAUAUUUCACAUUUUGCAUUAGAAGCUCUUCGACAAUUGUCAAUGAAAUUUUUAGAGAAAGGGGAAUUACCAAACUUCCGUUUUCAAAAAGAAUUUUUACAUCCUUUUGAAGUAAUUAUGGAUCGAAACCGUUCUCUCGCCUGUCGUGAGAUGAUUGUUACUUGUGUCACCCAUAUGGUUCACUCUCACGCAGACAAAAUUCGUUCGGGUUGGAGAAAUAUUUUUUCUCUUUUCAGUAUGGCUGCAACUGAAAAAGAUGAACGAAUAGUCGAACAAGCUUUUACUACAACUGCAGAAAUUAUUGGUGAUGUUUUUCCCAAACAUUUUGCCGAAUUAUCUCCUGACUCUUUCCAUGACGCGAUCAAGUGUUUGUCAGGAUUUGCUUGCAAUCCAGCGUUUCCUGAUACCAGCAUGGAGUCUAUUCGAUUAAUUCGUCUAGCUGCUGCUCUAGUUGAUAAACACUCAGAUUUGAUAAAUGCAAAUUGGGGAAGCAAUAGUGGAAGGCCCGAAUCUUUUAAAGAUUUGUCAAGUACUGAGGGUCAUCCAAUUUGGAUCAAAGGAUGGCUUCCUAUAAUAUUUGAACUUUCCUGUAUUGUUAAUAGAUGCAAGCUAGACGUCCGUACUAGAAGUUUAACAGUUUUAUUUGAACUUGUAAAAUCUUAUGGUGCAAAAUUUGGAGAUGAUGCUUGGACUGACUUUUUCAAAAUAAUUUUUAGAAUUUUUGAUUUUGGAAAAAUUGAUGAACUUGGAAAUGAGAAAAAUGAAUGGAUGAUUACAACAUGUAAUCACGCACUCUACGCUAUUGUUGACGUAUUUUCUGAAUAUUAUAUAUCGUUGGGUCCUCUACUUUUACCAGAAAUUUAUAAACAAUUAUAUUGGUGUGUGGAACAGGGAAAUGAAUUACUUGCCCGAUCAGCUAUUAAUUGCCUCGAAAAUCUUGUAGUUUCAAAUGGAAAUAAAUUUAAUAAACAAAUGUGGGAUCAAACAACUGAACAAUUAAUUAGAAUAUUUGAUUGCUCUGUUGUUGAUGUAGAUUCAACUGAAUCUCUGACUAAUGCUCAUCCAGCAAAGUCGGCAAUGGCUUCUGCAACUAAUUCACCUUCUACAACACCAAAUGAUGAAGGUUGUGGCAGUUUUGAGGAUUGUGUUUUACUCUCAUCAAUAACCCGUUGUAUUAUUCAACUUGAGGUUGUAGAUGCAGUUUCUAACAUUCUUUUUGGUAGAAAUGCAUUCAAAGUAGAGCCACCAGCAAAAAGGCCUUCAAAUACUUUCACUAAUGAAAGGGGAGGAAAUGGAGGGGGAGAGGGCCGUUCAGAAGAUUCUUUUUCGAUUGGUGAAUUGCCGUCAAUGUUCCAAUACCUCUCUACAAAAAAUUUAAUGUGCCUUGCCGAUGCUUUAUUGAGAAGUCAUUCAAUGGCUCGUCGCCUUUCUUCAAAUACUACAGCUCAAAGAAAUUUACUUUGGAAAGCAACAUUUAAAGGACGAUCAAAGCCUAAUAUGCAAAAAUUGGAGGCACAUUCAAUUCAUUGUGCAUUAAAUAUUCUUUUCCAACUUUAUGCUCAAUCGUCAAAUGGAGAACCUGAAAUUGUUGAAAUGUUUAAAAAACAACUUCAAAAAACAGUAAAGUACGCUUUAGAAUAUUAUUUGACAUCCCAUUCAGACACUUUUCGUUCUUAUUGGUUAACAGUUGUACAAAUGAUUUUAAACAGAACUUGUGAUUUACCUAAUGAUCGGUUUGCUGAAUUGGGGGUUGAAUUUAGACUAUCUCUUACUUCAUUGAUUGAGUCUGAAGAACAACCAAUUAUUCGGAGUGCCUUACAUCGUGUUGUUCAACGAUUUAUUACUCAUGAACAUCCCAAUUCUUCAAUAAAUACAAUUUCUUAA
This is a messenger RNA of Meloidogyne enterolobii, 5131 nucleotides long. The record is from the annotation of a GenBank genome assembly. Lineage: Eukaryota; Metazoa; Nematoda; Chromadorea; Rhabditida; Meloidogynidae.